This is a messenger RNA of Heterostelium album PN500, 1524 nucleotides long. RefSeq lists its product as uncharacterized. The record is from RefSeq and is a predicted model, not a curated record. The transcript is spliced from 2 exons. Lineage: Eukaryota; Evosea; Eumycetozoa; Acytosteliales; Acytosteliaceae. Bases 1 to 1524 code for a protein of 507 amino acids.
AUGGAAUUCUCAAAAUACGAAACAUUUACACAUGGAUUCACUUUAGAAUAUCCAAAGGGUUGGAAAGUAGUUGAGAAUAUGGGAUUCUCUGUUGCACUAUUCACACCACCCAUUUCUUCACAAUCACAACAAGAGAAUGGAAUGUUAAACUUGAAUGUAAGCAUUCAAGAUCUCAAAGGUAUGCUACUACUAUAUUACUCUAAAGAUAAACAUCAUCCGACUGCAACAGGAAGUGAUGUACUUCCAUCAUCAGAUGAAUUUUUAGAAAUCUCUAAGCAACAAGUCGUACAGAUGGGAGCUAAAUCAUUAAAGUAUGGAAGUACAAAGAUUGGUAGUGGCGAGCAAGUACAUGACGGAUAUUACAUGUCCUAUAUGUUGGAGAACGAAGGUACUUUGUUGAAGAUCAACCAAUCCUUCUUUAUUAAAGACUACUUUACAUAUGUAAUCACCUUGUCGGUACCAUCUCGUGAGGCAUCACUCUUGGAGGUCUAUGAGAAAGCCGUCAGCUCAUUCGGAAUCUUCUCACCCAAAGGUUAUAAAUAUAUCAUUUUAGAUGAAGCAACAGGUACACUGACUGUCGAUGACAACAACAAGAGCAUUAUGCGUUACAAUCUAUUUGCACCAAAACAAUGGAAGGUCACUCUCGAUAAGCGUAGUGAAACCUCAACCAUUAUCCAAUAUCAAUCGGAGAAGGACAAUCUCACAUUGAUUCACUCGAUCGAACAAUUCCCAAAGCAAGUUGAAUCGGUGUCAAAGUUCCUCUCCCAACAAGCACAACGUGUACGUACUCGUGCCGAUCGCGACUCUACUGUUGACCUUAGCUCGUCAAUGGCCAAACUCGUCAGUCUGCCAUCGUGCAACGUAGAAUUCCUCAGACUUCAAUACAAAUCGAAAGGUCAAGACCAACAGAUUGCAAUGGUAGUCAUCGGUAAGCAACACGUCUUUACAACAACCUUGAUUUCCGCUGCCGGCGACAUGAAACACUGGAGCAAUAUACUCGAUGCUGUGUUGGCUGGUUUCAAGUUGACAGAGGAAGGAAACUCUAAUACCGAGGGUGAACUCUUGUCAUACUCUAUCUUUGCACACCUCAUCAAGUCAUACGCUUUGCAAAUCCCAAAGCACUUUGAGGUUGCCGCAAAGUUUUCCACCAACGAAGCGAUCAUGUUCACCAGCACAAAGAGUAAGAUUGACAAUCCAGUUUUUAGCAUCACCUAUGAGGAUAUCGGAUCGGCAGUCAACCAAGAGGAGUACAAGCAACUUAUCAUGCACUUCCACAAUGAAUCACUUGAACAACCAAGAGUUGCCAGCGAUAAAAUCACAAGACUCGACAAAUAUAAAGCAAGCUUGGUAGAGAUGCUCGGUUUCGACAGACAGAUCGGUAAUGAACAACUCAAGGCAACAUUCAAGUGUGCAGUAGUCAAACGUCGUUAUGGUGUACUUUUAUCUUUCCGUACCACCAGAUCAGAGUAUGAUAGUUUAUACUCAUCCUGUUUCUUUAUCUUUGAUUCAUUUAAAUUAAUUUAA